AUGCAGCACGCGUCCAACACUGGCAGCACCGGCUACGGCCAUCAUCAGUACAACACCGCUGGACAAGAUCAGUCGCAUCAACAGUACUUCAAUCCAGCCAUGGUAAGCGUCUUGACGCGUGACUGACGCGUCUCUCGUGAGUAUGCGUGCUCACCCUCCCCUCACCACGUCUCGUCGCUUCAUGUUCAGAUGACUGGCAUGGACCAACACUCGCGAAACAUGAGCAUGGACAGCGCUGGUAGUGGAUCGCACUACAUGCACCUGCCCCCAAUCAGCGGAGGCUACGGUGCUCACGGCGGUAACGCUUCUGGCACAGCCGCAGACAGCUCCCACAACACCACAACUACUAGCCACUCAUACGAUGGUCAACACAGGUCUCCUCGCUUGGCAGGCCAGGCUUACGGUGGAGCUGGCGGCGCAAAUUACCCACAAGGAGCUGGCUAUCCUCAAGGGUACGGACAGGCUGGCUACCAAGCGGCUGGAUACGGCUACGCCGGACCGCACCAACACCAAAUGCAAUACGGCGCUCCACAAGGCUAUGCCGGCUACCCUUACGCGCACUACCCCCAGCAAGGAGUGCACCCGCACCAUGCUGGAACCGUCUCAGGUCAGCAUGGUCUGAACACUGCCGCAUUGACAGGUCAAGGACAAGCCGGUGUCACCCCUGCCGCUGCUGGCGCUGCUGCUGCUGCAGGUGGUAAAGCUGAUGGCGCUGCUGCGACCGGCAAAAAGCCCAGAGGCAAGAAGGCCCAAGCAGCUGCCGCUGCCGCCGCCGCUGCCGCAGCUGCUGCUGCACCUCCCCCGCCAGUCGCCCCAGCCAGUGGCAAAGCUUCUGGAAAGAAGUCCACAAAGGCCGCCAAGCAGGCCGCUCAGCCAUAUCAGGCUCCCCCGGCUCCCGCUCCUGCGCCCAAAGAGGCCAAGAAGCCCAAGGAGAAGAAGAAGGAAGAGAAGAAACGUGAGUGUCGCGUCUGUCCUACGAUCGCCUUUCUGCAUAGCUGACUUGAAGUUCUUGUCUCACCGACAGCUCCCAAGCCUCUGAGGUCGAAGCUGAAGCCGCCCAAACAAGCGCCCUCGGCUUGGCAGGUGUACUUUACCGAGGAGCUGCAACGCAUGAAGGCAGACAAUCCCGGACAGCGCCUCAAUGUCGCGCACGUCGCCAAGGAUGCGGGUCAGCGAUACGCUGCGCUACCAGACUCGAAGAAGAAGGAGUUCCAAGACAAGUCGCACGAGCUCAAAGUGGAGUGGGAGCGUGACAUGGAGGUUUGGAAACAGACUCUUACGCCCGAGGAUAUCAAGCAAGAGAAUGCGUACCGAACAGCGCAGAGGAAAGCGGGCAAGAGCCGCAAAGGAAAUCUGAAGGAUCCGCACGCGCCCAAGAAGCCGCUCAGCGCGUACUUCUUGUUCCUUCGCGCCAUCCGUGCCGACCCGCGUCUCAUGCAGUCCGUCUUUGAGGGCGAGACUGAGACCACCAAGCAGAGCGUCCUGGCUGCAUCCAAGUGGCGCAGCCUGUCCGACACGGAGAAGCAGCCGUACCUGGACAAGGCGGAGGCGGACAAGGCCAAUUACGAGCGCGCUCGUAGGGAGUAUGACGAGGCGAAUGGCAUUGCACCAUCUGCGCCCAAGAAAGCUCGAUCGGGCAAGAAGGAAGAAGCUUCAUCUGCAGAGGCCGACGAACAAUUGACGGGCAUGAACGAUGCAUCCCCUUUCAACCAGAUCGAAGGCUUUGCCGACAGCUUCCCCAACGUCGAGGAGCCGUUCAAGGUCGGCGCAUAA
Molecule: messenger RNA, 1773 nt
Organism: Ceraceosorus bombacis
Lineage: Eukaryota; Fungi; Basidiomycota; Exobasidiomycetes; Ceraceosorales; Ceraceosoraceae
Source: the annotation of a GenBank genome assembly